AUGGCUGUGGGCGACGAAACUCCGACUCCGCCCGCUGCGGCAGCAGUGCAGCGCGAGCUGAACGACAACGAUCUCGACCCAGCAGCCUUCUUGAAGAGCGUGCGGGAACUCUCCGAAAGGCGCGAUCGCGAAGACACGGAGCGCUUCAGACAGCUCGAAGAGGAAGUGCGGAAGCAAAAGGAAGAGCGGGCGGCGAGACGCAGAGAACGAGCUCGAUCCAUUUCUCCCACCAAACCGACGCACUCGACCACACCUAAUCGUCCGUUGUCGCGCGCCACCACCAAUGCCAGUCUGGUCUCCUCCCCGCCUGUGAGCAUCGGCCCUCCAACAUCCUCCGGCUCGCGCGAAUACACCACCACACCAACAAAGGCUCCAAUGGAGCCCGCGAAAACACCGACAAAUGAUGUGGAAGCGGUGCCAGAGUUCAAAGGCUUCGCAUCGAUCAAGCGUUCAAGCACCUCUUCCUCGCGUCGCAGCUCAACAACCCACCCACAAGACGUUGACUCGAGCGCAACGAAUCUGGCACGAUCUGGCACUUUGUCAUGGCAGCAGCGACCGAGACCUGGCUCGAGGAUAGGAGGAAGUAGGCCGCAGUCCAUGCUGUCACAAGAAAGCAGGCCCGUGGAAGAGAAGCCAGCACACGCGCGCGACUUAUCCAAGGAUGAGCCGGAGCCCACUCGGGAUCAAAUUGCAGCUUCCCUCGGCGCACGCGACCCAUCUUGGUUCAAGCAGACAGCAGAUCGAGGUGUCGGCUCGGCGGCGUAUAGAAAGAGCAAGGACGAGAUGUCACCCGCAGAGAGCGUCUUCUCCGGCCGACGAGGUCGUCCAGGCAUGUCAAGAGAGUCUUCGAUCGAGCCCGAGAGCCGCAGUCCGCCAGCAUCAGAAAGCCUCAAGUCAGAUUUGGUAUCAAGAGGAGGCUCAGUCCGCGACAGCACACUAUCCAAUGGCAGCAGAUACUCCGGCACCUCGACCUCUAGCGGCAAGGCAGACUUGAAAUCGCUCAUAGCCGCGGACGAGGACCAGCAGAAGGCAUCGCCGACCUUUGAUCAGUCGUCGACAACCAGUGGCGACUCGGGCAGCGUCGCGCGGACUUUGACCAUGUCAACAUCACAAGCCCGACUGACCAACGUCAACGAACGACCUGCAUCUCCAACCAAGGGCAUGGGUGGCUUCGUGCAGAGCGCUAUGAUGAAGCGGUCAGACAGUCAGAACAAACGAUGGAGUGCUCAGCCGGGUGCUGGUCUGAGCAGGAAUAAUUCCGUUGCCAGUGCUAGGAGUGGCCUAGGUGGUUUACAAAGCUCGUACAGCAUGCCGAAGCUCGACCCUUCAUCUGACAGUCAGGAGAGGCGUAAAGAACCUCAGUCACGACCUACGAGUUCGAGCAAUGAUCUUCCAAGCCUGGCAGCUAAUACUACGUAUAGUGAUGGCUUCGUAAAGCCAGCUUUACCGCGGCACCACAGCCGUAGCAAGUCUGUCGCGUCGAACUACAGCGCUUCUGAAGAUGCUGGCGUGCCACAAUCUCCUGGGAGUCCUUCCAAGCGUUAUAGUCCCACAAAGUCGAGUUGGCUUGAGAGCUCAAUAACGCGACCAGAAUCGCCAAAGCCAGCGCCAUCAAAGAAUGCCACGCCAAGCUGGAUGGCAGAUCUGGCGAAAGCGAAGGCUCAACGUGCAAGUGUAGACUUGACAUCUCUCACAACAGGGUCGAUGGAGGACGCUGAGCGACCACCUUCAAGACCUGGAUCUCCCACAAAGAACACUCCGUUCGGACCAGCUCUUUUGAAGCGGGCAGAGUCGAAAGACGCAGCCGGCAGUCCUCAGUCAACGACGCCAACCAACAAGAUGCGGCCCUUGCGACUGGCAGACAAGUUCACAUCCUCGCCAGCUGCGACAUCCCCUGCAUCGAAGCCGGAAGUAAGCGAACUUGCUUCGAGCGCACAGUUCAGAGCGCCAGUCGCCUCAGAAGCAAGCAAGACGCCGCCCAUUGCACAUGCAGAUGACCAAGCUUCUGCAGCUAUUCAAGGCACGGAAAAGUCAUCAUCGCGCGAGCAACUGCAGACCCCUCCAGAGAACGCCUCGGCGGUAGUUGACACAGCAACGACCCGUUCGACUGAGACGAAUGAGCCGACCCCUGCAUCAGCAUCUAACACACCAAAGCCGCUGCGAAGCCAGACGUUCAAGGCGGCCCCUGAGACCAAGCCCGAGCCCAAGCCAGACACACCCGCUAAGGCUCCAGUCACCGACUUUCGCAGUCAGUUAAAAUCGCGACCACGGGCUGAAACCAAGUCCAAGGAGGAGCCGGAGUUCCUGGCCAAGUUUGGUCAGCUUCGCAAAGCGCAACAAGAGAAGUUUGUCGCGCCUGAUGUGCUUAAGGAUAACAUCCUUCGCGGCAAGACAGGGCUGGCCGUUACUGGUGGUCCAGCCAAGACUAACCGCAAGGAUGAACUGAAAGAAAGCUUGCAGGCCAAGAAGGAUGACAUUCAGAAAGCCAAGGAAGAAGGGCGAGACUUGCCCGGUCAAGCACACGAACGUAAGACGAGUACUGUACCGCAACCGGUCCCAGCUAAACCAGAAGCUCUGGCGAAGAGGGAGUUACUGGCACGGUCAGACAGUGGUCGCAGCAUUCCUGAUCGCACUCGCGAAGCCACGCCCGAGGCUUUGUCGAGACACAAAAGCCUCAAGCAGAAGCCGAGCGCGAAGACUCCGGCCACUGAGACCCAGUCGGAAGCCAACGAUGGAUCACCGCACAAGCAGAUCCCCAUACAAAAGUCGUCGACUAUGCCAGCAGAAGCCGGAGCCAAAUUGCAGCCUCUAUCGAAGCAGGUGAGCGAAUCCAGCGCUGUCGAGAGCAAGCAGUCAAAGCUCGCUGCACGAUUCAAUCCUGGCCUGGCCAGUAUGCUAGCGCGUGGUCCACCUUCAGCUUCGCCAUCACGACCGGAGUCGCCGGCGACACCCGGGCGCGUGGCCUCGACAGCCCAGACCAGUACGAUUGAGCCUCCUGCGGCAGAAGCACCACUACAAGACGUACGUAAAGAUCGCGCCAAGGGUCCGAAACGACGCAAAGGCGUAGCCAAGACCGAGCUUGAUGCUGGCACGGCGUCCAGCGUUGACAAGCCUAGUGCUCAGAACAACCUUGCGUCUAGCAACCAAGAAAGUGUUGCAAAAGUGCAGGAGAAGCCAAAGAUGUCGUCGCCUCCUACAAAGCCCAAGCCUUCUGCGCUUGCUGGAUCAGCCGCUUCUGUAAUGCUGUCGUCACUCGACAAGUCUCCUUCUCCGCGCAUGACCAACAACGGGCCAUACGCCAAUGGCCACGCACAGAUUCCUCCAGAUAGCGCACAAGACGUUCCCGCCAAGCCCAAGUCACAGGCUCUGCCAGGCUCUGCCGCUGCAUUGAUGAGGGCCUCCUCGGGCAAGAGCCUACCCGACAAAGAGGAGAGCACAACAGCGAUGAGCAGAAGCAUUCCCACAAAGGAAAGCUUCUCACCCUUGCCGAGAGACAAGAAAGACAUCAAGGAUCUCAGUCCUGCGAAGGAGACAGCGGUGCCCGAAUUCAGAGGAUUCGGCUCAGCAAGGCCUCAUAAGGUGUCUCCAGCGCCAGAGGAGGACAAGGAGAAUGCUGGCAGUCCACUGCCUUCCGUCAAAGCCGCAGCGUCCCAAUGGGGUCGCAGGCCAGUGCCUGAGGAGAUCGCACCCUCGCCGCAGAUUGAGAGAUCAGCGGGACUCUUAGCGUCAACCCCCCAGCUGGCUACAAACAACGGUCUCGGGAUCAGCGUUGACAAGGCGAGGAACAAGGCCACAAGCACACCUCCAGCCUCUGCCGGCCUCCCACCAAAGCCUGCGAGAUCAUCGCGGGUGGUCAGCGGGCAGCUUGCAGAGGCUUCACCAAAUAAAGGUUCAGAGAACACGAUCGCUUCGGGAAGGCCCGAAGCCAAGACUGCUGCUGGACGAUUGCUCUUCGACACCUUUGAGACGAUACCGAAGUAUCACGAUCCUCUAGCUAUCAAUACGUCCACCGUCAUAGCGAGUGAGCUCGACAAGAACAUCGUGCUCGAGGACAUUAAGACCGUUCGGAAAUCUGUGCUCUUGGCAGCUCAGGACGGAUCCUUUCAGGGAUCGGCGUUGGCGCCACAAGAAGACUACACGUUCUUUGACGAGUCGAUAUACGCUUGCACACAUGUGCACACAACCUCAAAGGGCGCAAAGAAUACGCAUUUGUACCUCUGGGUCGGCGAGUCGGCUUCAGAGACUGCCAUGGAGGCAGCGAAUGGAACCGCAAAGCGUGUUGCCCGCGAAAAUGGAGCCGCGUCAGUACAAGUUAUACGGCAGGGCCACGAAACAGCACAAUUCUUACAAGCUAUGGGCGGCAUCUUCGUCACUCGUAGGGGCACCAGAGACACUUCACCGAAGCAGUACAUGCUUCUCGGCCGCAAAUACCUUGGCCACGUUGUGCUCGAUGAGGUCGACUACAGUGCGCAGUCACUUUGCCCGGGCUUCGUGUACCUGGUUUCGUACCCUGUCAAGCUACAGCAGACCAACUUGUACCUCUGGAAGGGACAGGCCUGUUCGGCAGAAGAAUUGAGUGCGUCUCGACUCGCUGCCAUGGACAUGAGUGAAACUGGCGAGAUCAUUGAAGUGGAUGGCGGAGCAGAAUUCUCGAGCUUCUUGAAAACCUUUGGAGCAAACACGACCAAGCAGGACGUACCAAAGCCUUCCGAGCUAUGGCAGCAGAAGGCUACGGCGCCUGGCAAGUUCAACAUACGGCUCUUUCGGGUACAGCAGGCUGGACCCAAACCUGGUCUCUUGACCUCUCUUUGGAAUCGUCGACCGAGUUGGAACCGUCUGUCACCAGCGCGAUCGCCAGCUCGAGAUCAAGACAAAGUCGAAGUUGAGGCUAAGGAGAUACCUUCGUUGGCACAGACACAGCUCGAGGCUGAGGGAGUCUACUUGCUUGAUGCUUCGAGUGAGCUUUACGUACUUCUUGGACCUCUGCACGCCUCUCAGCCCGAGAAGGUGCGGGAUACGAUUCUGGGCCAAACACUCUUGUUCGCUUCAGAUUAUGCAAUCAUGGCAGCCUCGAUGGAAGAUCGGAGGACAAUACCGAAGUGCUCGGUUUUGUUUUCGGGUGUGCCUAGGGAUAUAAAAAUACUGUUCAGGCAUUGGAAUGAAAGUCGAGGACUUUGGGGAACUGCGUCGUUGAUGGCAGGUCUGACGCAUGGAUCAGGCAACGAUCUGAGGGCUGUCCCAUUGGGAGACAUGUUGACCGAGGUCUGCAGGGAUUAG
Messenger RNA from Fulvia fulva, 5277 nucleotides. RefSeq lists its product as uncharacterized. Bases 1 to 5277 code for a protein of 1758 amino acids. Gene Ontology annotation, molecular function: phosphatidylinositol-4,5-bisphosphate binding; actin filament binding. Lineage: Eukaryota; Fungi; Ascomycota; Dothideomycetes; Mycosphaerellales; Mycosphaerellaceae. The record is from RefSeq and is a predicted model, not a curated record. The transcript has 3 exons. Gene Ontology annotation, biological process: actin filament severing; barbed-end actin filament capping.